GUGUCAAUCGAAGACAGCCUCAGUUGCUGAACGGUGUUGCACAGGGGCUCAUCUAAUAACAAAACGACGAUGAUGUCCGUAUUUUAUAUUUUAUUUGAGGCCCUGCGGAACCUGAGGAGGGUUUCGAUAAGAAUAGCGACCUCUGGAAAUCGGUGCGUCUAAGAUAACAUCGGCAAGACUGCAUUUUAUCAAUUGUGACCGGAUGAUUUUGACCAGUCGGCUAGUUUAGAUAUUUUUUCUUAGAUAUAUACGCCAGCACAUUCUUUUUCCUUUUCAACCUUUUAAAAAUAUGUAUAGCAACUAUUUAGAUUGUCAUCCACAGAGUGAAAUAGUAGGUAGUAAGACAGAGAUUGAUCUAAGUCGUGCGUCCACGACUUGAACUCCCAGGUGAAAUGCCAAAGAAAUCAUGCCAUGCAAAUGCAAUUCAUAUUAUGAUAUAAUGUAUACGAUAUAUGUAUUAGAUGUGACUUGAUUAAGCAUGUAUUUAAUUUUAUAAAAACUAACUAUAUAGAAUAAAAUAGACAUGUACAGCUAACAAUAAGACUCCUGAGAUCAGCUAGUAGUAGCUUACAGUUGCAUAAGUUUGAAGGUAAUAGCAUUUUAUCAGGGCCAGAAUUGGUAAAACAAGAGAUUUUUCUUGUGAGAGCUGUUUUUUAUGGAACAAGUUAUCUAACAGUUUCACUUUAGCAGACAUUUAUAGGGCCUGAAACGAUGGCCGAGAUGCCAGGAUGAGAAAAAUUGCAGUUUUCGACAUAAUCUUUGAAAUCAUCACAAUUAUUAUAUUGCAGGUUGGAAGGAUUUUAAAACGGAGACGUGUGCCCCUAAAGGACAUCUGCCCAAGCCGUUCUGCUUGUAUUUUGACUGCUCACACAAACAGGUUCUACUGGCCAGCGGGAAUGUAUACAGAGGAGUACACAUUCACCAACCAACAACCAGGAUAUAGUUUGUCGGUAUCUGACUUACACCACAAUAGUCUUCAGUGUUUGAAGAGUCCCUGCCCCCCCGGCCUGCUUCCGGCCCAGAGUCCGUGCCUUUGCGGCCUGCUGCCGCCUGAAGUCCCUGCCCCCGCGGCCUGCCGCCGCCCGGAGUCCCUGCCCCUGCGGCCUGCCGCCGCCCGGAGUCCCUGCCACCGCGGUCUGCCGCCGCCCGGAGUCCCUGCCACCGCGUUCUGCCUGCCGCCUGGAGUCCCUGCCACCGCAGUCUGCCGCCGCCCGGAGUCCCUGCCACCGCGGCCUGCUGCCGCCCAGAGUCCCUGCCCCCCCGGCCUGCUUCCGGCCCAGAGUCCGUGCCUUUGCGGCCUGCCGCCGCCCGGAGUCCCUGCCCCCGCGGCCUGCCGCCGCCCGGAGUCCCUGCCCCCGCGGCCUGCUGACGCCCGGAGUCCCUGUCUUUGCGGCCUGCUGCCGCCCAGAGUCCCUGCCUUUGCGGCCUGCUGCCGCCCAGAGUCCCUGCCUUUGAGGCCUGCUGCCGCCCAGAGUCCCUGCCUUUGCGGCCUGUUGCCGCCCGGAGUCCCUGCCUUUGCGGCCUGCCGUCGCCCGGAGUCCCUGCCUUUGCGGCCUGCCGCCGCCCGGAGUCCCUGCCCCCGCGGCCUGCCGCCGCCCGGAGUACCUGCCACCGCGGCCUGCCACCGCACGGAGUCCCUGCCUUUGCGGCCUGCUGCCGCACGGAGUCCGUGCCCCACCCUCUCCUUUUGUUUACCGUGUCACAGAGGGCGGUAUUGUGAGGUUCUAUUAUUAUUUAUUUUUUCUUGAAUGAAACCUGUUGUUUGGUUUUUGUUUGUGUUCUUACAUGCAGCCUGUCCUUAUCCUUAUUGUUUCCUCCUGUGCCUUGUCUGUCUGUAGUUGUCCCUUCUGUCUAAUUAUUAAAAUAAAAUGAAUAAUACUUUUCAAGCAAAAUUAAACAACAAAAAAUGUAUAGGUCCACAUUAUGGGGGGUGGGUGAGGAGUCUAUAAUAAUAAAACAUAGGAAACUAAUUUCUAGAAAAGUAAAUUCCUAACGAAAUAAUUCUGAUUGGAGAUAGAUAAUAAUAAUACUUGUCAAGCAACAUUGGACAACCAAAUAUUAAUACGGUCCCCAUUAUGGGGGGUGGGUGAGGGGUCUAUAAAAAUAAAACAUAGGAAACAAAUUUGUACAAAAGUAAAUUCCUAACUAAAUAAUUCUGAUUGGAUAUGGAAAAUAAUGAUACUUGUCAAGCAAAAUUUAACAAUAAAAGAUGUAAAUGGUCCCCAUUAUGGGGGGUGGGUGAGGGGUCUAUAAUAAU
This is a messenger RNA of Esox lucius (northern pike), 2257 nucleotides long. Its product is annotated as basic proline-rich protein-like. Bases 729 to 1748 code for a protein of 339 amino acids. The transcript has 3 exons. The record is from RefSeq and is a predicted model, not a curated record. Lineage: Eukaryota; Metazoa; Chordata; Actinopteri; Esociformes; Esocidae.